Messenger RNA from Microstroma glucosiphilum, 1132 nucleotides. RefSeq names its product transaldolase. Gene Ontology annotation, biological process: pentose-phosphate shunt; carbohydrate metabolic process; pentose-phosphate shunt, non-oxidative branch. The record is from RefSeq and is a predicted model, not a curated record. Lineage: Eukaryota; Fungi; Basidiomycota; Exobasidiomycetes; Microstromatales; Microstromataceae. Bases 46 to 1014 code for a protein of 322 amino acids. Gene Ontology annotation, cellular component: cytoplasm; intracellular anatomical structure. The transcript is spliced from 2 exons. Gene Ontology annotation, molecular function: transaldolase activity.
AGUUUCCAUACCAAAACCAACCACACCACACACAAAACACACAUCAUGUCUACCGUUCUCGACUCGCUCAAGCAGUACACCACUGUCGUCUCCGACUCGGGUGACUUCAACUCCAUCGAGCAGUACAAGCCCCAGGAUGCCACCACCAACCCUUCGCUGAUCCUCGCCGCUGUCAAGCAGCCCGAGUACGCCAAGCUCGUUGACGAGGCCGUCGCCUACGCCAAGAAGCAGGGUGGUGACAAGGAGAAGCAAGUCAACGUUGCUUGCGACCAGCUCCUGUGCCAGUUCGGUAAGGAGAUCCUCAAGCUCAUCCCCGGCCGUGUCUCCACCGAGGUCGACGCUCGUCUGUCCUUUGACACCGAGGCCACCAAGGCCAAGGCCCACUCGCUCAUUGCCAUGUACAAGGAGCUGGGCAUCGAGAAGGAGCGUAUCCUGAUCAAGAUUGCCUCGACCUUCCAGGGUAUCCAGGCUGCCCGAUCCCUCGAGAAGGAGGGAAUCCACUGCAACCUCACCCUCCUCUUCGGUUUCGGCCAGGCCGUCGCCUGUGCCGAGGCCGGUGUCACCCUGAUCUCUCCCUUCGUCGGCCGAAUCUUGGACUGGUUCAAGGCCAACAAGCCAGACCAGGACUACACCGGUGCCAACGACCCCGGAGUCAAGUCGGUGCAGAAGAUCUACAACUACUACAAGCAGCACGGUUACAAGACCAUUGUCAUGGGUGCCUCUUUCCGAAACACCGACGAGAUCAAGGAGCUGGCCGGUUGCGACUUCCUGACCAUCGCCCCCGCUCUGCUGGACAAGCUGUACAAGGAGAAUGGAGACAUUCCCCGCAAGCUCGACCCCUCGACUGCUGCCUCUUCUGCUCCCCAGGAGAAGGUCUCGUUCGUCGACAACGAGGCCGAGUUCCAGUGGACUCUGCUGCAGGAGAAGAUGGCCUGGGACAAGCUCCACGAGGGAAUCGUCAAGUUCGCUCAGGACGCCGACACCCUCAAGGAGAUCAUCGCUGGCAAGUUCUAAGCAGUGAAUGCCACAAAGAUCUGUCUCUCCCCCCGCGCUUCUAGUCUCCAUAUAGUCUCCUCUUUUCCCCCCACUUUGUGAUCUUGAUAGUGAUAGAAGGAAAACACAAGGGCACGCA